This is a messenger RNA of Meleagris gallopavo (turkey), 2178 nucleotides long. It is a transcript of the gene TMEM209, whose product is annotated as transmembrane protein 209. Gene Ontology annotation, cellular component: membrane. The record is from RefSeq and is a predicted model, not a curated record. Lineage: Eukaryota; Metazoa; Chordata; Aves; Galliformes; Phasianidae.
UACGUCGCCCACUCGCGCAGGCGCAGACGGUGCGGCCGUUAUGGCUGCGUGAGGGGAGCGCGGUGGGGUUGGCGGUGUUUCCGUUGUCCUUGAGGGAAAUUGCGUGUCUUUGCGGUUUUCCCGCUCCGCAGCAGAUCAUGACACCAGAACAGAGUCCAACCACUUCCCUCAUCGACAGGACCAUCAAGAUGAGAAAAGAGACAGAAGCCCGGAAGGUGGUCUUGGCCUGGGGCCUCCUUAACGUGUCAUUUGCAGGCAUGAUAUAUACUGAAAUGACUGGAAAACUCAUAAGCACGUAUUACAACAUAACAUACUGGCCACUCUGGUAUAUCGAACUUGCAUUCGCGUCUCUGUUCAGCCUGAAUGCUUUGUUUGAUUUCUGGAGGUACUUCAAAUACACGGUGGCACCAACAAGUUUGGUUAUGAGUCCUGGACAGCAGACCCUGCUGGGGCUGCAGAAUACAGCGGUACAAACAACUCCACCACGUGAACUGACAGCAAAGAAAGUCCCUUCUUCAACACCUUCUCCUCCGAUCCAGGGUCAAAGUGUGCUGAGUUACAGCCCAUCUCGCUCUCCUAGUGCCAGUCCAAAGUUUACCACCAGUUGUAUCCCAGGGUACAGCCCUCAGCUGCAGGCUCUGUCCAACAGCAGUGCUUCUUACAGCAGUACGAUCACCUAUUCACCAGGCAGCACCUACAAUAAGAUUUCCAACUUCAGCCCCUCUCCUGGUGGAUCUCCGUACCCCACAAGCAUUGGACCAGUGGAAAGCGGUGGGCUGAGAUCUCGUUACCGCUCCUCGCCCAUUCUCUAUAAUUCUCCUACUGGCAAAGAAGAUUACAUGACAGACCUGAAGUCAUUGGACACCUUCCUUCGAAGUGAAGAAGAGAAGCAGCAUCGAGUUCAGUUGGGAAGUUCAGAUUCCAGCUCUCCUUCCAGCAGCCCAACCUUUUGGAACUACAGCCGUUCCAUGGGAGACUAUGCCCAGAUUCUGAGGAAGUUCCAGUAUCAGCUGGCUUGCAGGUCCCAGGCUCCAUCAGCACACAAAGAUGAAGCUGAUCUGAGCUCAAAGCAGGCUGCAGAGGAGGUUUGGGCACGAGUGAUGAUGAAUCGGCAGCUGCUUGAUCACAUGGACUCCUGGACUGCAAAGUUCAGAAAUUGGAUUAAUGAAACUAUUCUGGUGCCACUUGUCCAAGAGAUUGAAUCUGUGAGCACUCAGCUGAGAAGAAUGGGGUGUCCAGAACUGCAGAUUGGAGAAGCCAGCAUCAGCAGUCUGAAGCAAGCAGCACUCGUGAAAGCUCCACUCAUUCCAACCCUGAAUGCUAUAGUGCAAUAUUUGGAUCUUACACCAAACCAGGAAUACUUGGUCGAAAGGAUCAAAGAGCUUUCUCAGGGAGGAUGCAUGAGUUCCUUCCGAUGGAACCGAGGAGGAGAUUUCAAAGGCCGUAAGUGGGACACUGACCUGCCCACGGACUCUUCUAUCAUCAUGCAUGUGUUCUGCACUUACCUGGACUCCAGACUCCCACCUCACCCCAAGUAUCCUGAUGGCAAAACCUUCACUUCCCAGCACUUCAUUCAAACACCCGACAAACCAGACACUUCGAAUGAAAAUGUGUUUUGCAUCUACCAAAGCAGCAUCAACCCACCCCACUACGAGCUGAUCUACCAGCGCCACGUCUACAAUCUGCCCAAGGGUAGAAACAACAUGUUCCACACCUUGCUCAUGUUUCUGUAUAUCAUAAAGACAAAGGAAUCUGGGAUGCUGGGACGUGUAAACCUUGGCUUGUCGGGAGUGAACGUCCUGUGGAUUUUUGGAGAAUAAACCUCAUGGGAUUGCUUCAAAAAGAUGAUGAGCUGGCUUCUGGCAAGACAAAGUGAGCAGUGUCAUUGCCUUGUUGACUUGAACACAGACUCUGUGAAACACAAUACCUUAAGCUCUGCUCUGUGAGCAGAGAAGUGUUUAUAAUUCCUACAGGUUUCACCAUCACAUUUUUUAAAACAUUUUGUUGUUGAAACACUCCAGGAUCUGAAUUCUGGGCAGAUUUUCUCUUUCCAUCUCUUCACCUCAGCAAACCCUGCUUAAAAAAGCCCUUUCCUGUUGGUGUACCCUCCAGUGCCAUCACUACUUUGAAGAUGAACUGUGCCAGAUGGAAAGAGAAAACUGAUUUCAGUAUGUAAGA